Messenger RNA from Vanessa atalanta (red admiral), 1185 nucleotides. It is a transcript of the gene mRpL39, whose product is annotated as 39S ribosomal protein L39, mitochondrial. Gene Ontology annotation, molecular function: threonine-tRNA ligase activity; nucleotide binding. Gene Ontology annotation, biological process: threonyl-tRNA aminoacylation. Gene Ontology annotation, cellular component: mitochondrion. The record is from RefSeq and is a predicted model, not a curated record. The transcript has 8 exons. NCBI's taxonomy places the organism in Eukaryota, Metazoa, Arthropoda, Insecta, Lepidoptera, Nymphalidae. Bases 88 to 1110 code for a protein of 340 amino acids.
GAAAUAUGUCUUCCGCAUAACCUAAAAUUAUUUGUUUUUAAAUAUUGUUGAAGUAAUUAAAUAAUUUAGGGAUUAAAAAAAACCAAGAUGAAGCAGCGUGCGUUAUCUUUAUCAAAAACACUUUUACUAAGUCAUAAUUCAAAAGGCUUGCCUGCUAUCAGAUGUUUAAGCACAAAAGAGGCGAUUGAUCGUCGUCAUCAUCUCUUCGAUUUGGAGAAGAAGCGGCAACUUGAGAACAUUGGGAGAAUAGAGAAAAUCGAAGUUAACUACAAAGGGGUUCCUAACGACUGCACGUUGAUUAUGAAUAAAGAUAUAUCAACACCUUACGACUGUGCAAGACAUUUGGGAGAAUGGCAUACAGAGUCCAGUGCGUUAGCAUUGCUCGAUGGAACAGUGUACUGGGACAUGCACAGACCUCUGACAGAGAACUGCACAUUAGAAUUACAAAGGUUCAACAUAGCGGAGCCGCAGCAAGUGAACAAGGCGUUCUGGCGCACGUGCUCGCUCGUGCUCGGCGCGUGCGCCACCGUCGCCUUCAAGGACUCCGUGCCCGUGCACUUACACAGCUUCCCGGGCCCAGACAUAAGAAGUGGUUCGUUCAUAUACGAUAUUGACCUUCCAACCCUGCCCGAUUGGAAGCCAACCCCCCAGGAGCUGCACACCCUCAGUGCGGAGUACGUCCAACUGUGUCGGAAGCAGCUGCCCAUCGAACGCCUUGAUGUAUCCCAGGAGCUUGCGUUGGAGAUGUUUGUGGAUAACCAGCAUAAGGCUAAGCAGAUACCGAGUAUUGCGAAGGCUACCGGCAAAGUGUCACUGUACAAAGUGGACAAGUUCGUGGACAUAUCGAAGGGCCCGCUGAUCAGCAACACGGCGCAGAUCGGUCGCGUCGCCGUCACCUCCGUGCACGCCCUCACCGGUUCCCCUGACAGCGAAGUGAAGAAAUUGUAUAGAUUCCAAGGGGUGGCGUUGCCGACUGGAGUCAUACUCAACCACUUCGCCUUCUCAAUUCUAACCGACAGAGCUAAGAAAUUGAACUCCGCUAGAUCUCCGAUCAAUCCAUUUGCCGAUCAAUCAAACCCAGCGCAAGAAAGUAUAGCAGCUCGCGCGUAAUGUUCGUUAAAUAUAUAAUUAAGUGAUACAAUUAGGUAUAGAAAUAAAAACAAAACAUAUUUAACUGAAUUUUAU